GAAGAGGAGGUUUGGCGGGUGAGAGCCUCCACACAUAGUAUCUUAAUCCAUCCACCUUGUGUCAGGGUGUUUAUAGCCAUCACAGCGGGCGGGAGUAGCAAGUUAAACAAGAACAUUGGAUGAAUUACCAUCCUUCUUCCGUAAUUUGAUUAUGAUAACGUGAGUGGUGCCGUAUAACGCCUGUUCUCUGUUGUGAUAUUACUAGAGCAACUCGUAAGUUUCCAUAAAAGAGAAUAUAGCUUGAUCAUCACCAACAGUGAAGAACACCAUGGAGUCAUUAACAGCAAAGUUUGAAGACCUCGUCAGAUGCAUGCAGGUCCUGGCUGAUCCGGCAGAGGAAAAAUUUCUAGAGUUUGUGGAGAGUGAAGAAGAGUAUCACAAAAGAAAUUAUAAUUUAGAGGCUGAAGUGAGACGUUUACAAGACCAAAGCAUGGGACAACAGAAGGAGAUAAAAACCCUGGAGAUGAAGCUGAAGAAUGCCCGACACUUGUUGGACUUGGAGAAGGCUCGACGCAUCUCAGUGGAAAAUGAAAAGAAUGAUUUGGCAGGGCAGAUUAGUUUGGUACUGGAUCUAUUUGGGCGAGGCCAGGUCAAUGAAACCAGGGAAAAGUUGCAGCAGCUACAAAAUUCCUUUACUUUCAUUGGAGGGGCAGAGCAGCGGCGCAGCAUGAGAGAUCACUCCCCUGGCCCCUUGUCCACCAUCACAGAAGAUAAUGACUCUAUAGAUACUAUCCUGGAUGUAUCACAGAUGGACAUCACUGAGGAAGAUGAGCUGGAGCAGUCACGUCUCAGGUCAGGCAAGAUUGUUAAGCGAAAAUCUUCACCAGAACGUCUUGAAAAGUCUGGUCAAAAGAGACGGUCAAGUAAAAAAAGUGAAGGUGAAAGGCACUGUCAUGAGGUGAAGACACAGGUGACAUAUUACACUUCAGGCGAUGAGUUGAAAAAGGUUCAAACUGAGGUUAAACUUCAGCCAUCUACUCCUUUGUGCUCUACAGAUGAAUCCUCAAUGGAAGGGAGUCCAGCUAAAAGACCUCCAAGAGGUCUUGCACCUCAGCCUCCAAUCACUCCAAGGACCAACAAUGCCCAUUCUAUCUUCUCCCCUCAGUUACUCUCCAACCCCAUUACACCACAGCAACAGUGCCUAACGCCAUAUACCACUCCCACACACACGCCUCAUACUCCCAUAAUGCGCAACUAUUCUUCUGCAAGCAAGAUGAACACAAGAGUACACGCCUUUUAUUCGAAAACCAUCUACAAAAGUGAACAAUGUCAGCCAUGUGGUAAACGAGUCAAGUUUGGUAAGGUUGCAUUGAAGUGCCGUGAUUGUAGAGCGACCUGCCAUCCUGAGUGCCGUGAGUCUGUUCCCCUUCCCUGUAUUCCCACGGCAAAUACCCCAACUGCUAAGGGUCAGCUGAGCUUGAUUGCAGACUUUACCCCUCGUGUUCCUCCUAUGGUUCCUGCUUUAGUUGUUCAUUGUACCAAUGAAGUGGAGAACCGUGGGCUGAGCGAAAUUGGGGUUUACCGAGUACCUGGUUCUGAAAAGGAUGUCAAGGAACUGAAGGAACGAUUCUUGAGAGGGAAAGGCUUACCUAAUUUGUCGCAAGUUGAUGUCCAUGUCAUCUGUGGGACUCUGAAGGACUUCAUGAGAUCUUUGAAGGAGCCCCUUGUUACACAUCUUCUAUGGAAGGACUUCACUUCUGCUGCUGAAAAAUCUGAGUCCCAGGACUCAGCAGCUGCUCUUUAUCAAGCUAUAUCGGAGUUACCACAGCCUAAUCGUGAUACAAUGGCUUGGAUUAUUACACAUCUACAAAGAGUUGCUGAGUGCCCUGACUGCAAAAUGCCAGUCUCCAAUUUAGCUAAAGUAUUUGGGCCAACUCUUGUUGGAUAUUCUGUUGCUGAGCCAGAUCCGUCCACCAUGGUAUUGGAGACACGUCAGCAGCAGUUGGUCAUGGAGAAGCUGUUGGAAAUUUCAUCAGACUACUGGAGCACUUUCAUCAAUGUGACCGAUGAGAAUAUAUAUACAGGAAUGCAGCAGCCAACCCCUGAAACUGGUGGUAGUCUCCUGGGUGGUUUGCCCUCUGGUAACAAACGUCGACGCUCCUUGUUGUCACGGACUCCUCUGCAGACCAGGUGAGGGACACUCCAAAGACCCGCUACCACUUCCGGAAGUAAGAUUCCUGCUGUAUUGGAGAGUGGCUGGAAUGAAGAGUACAGACAAACUCCUUAUUAUUUACUCUUAUCCAAUUUCUUUUAAUACUGUUACAUUCCUUUAUACUAUACUAGUAAAUGCUAUGCUCUCCUGCUUACUAUAUGUUCAUUCUUCUCUCAUCUGCAUCCUCUACCCCAUCUUUUCAUUAUAUUGUAAGUCUUCCCUUCCCUCUAUCCCUUAACUAUGCUACCGUACACUUAAUCAAUCUCAUUUUCCACUAUAUCCAAAUUUCCAUUUCACAAGAAAACUUGGGAGCAGUAUAUCUGUCAAUAUUGGUUCACCAUGGAUUUUUUUAUUAAAUGUAUUGUUCCUUUCCUUGAAUUUGUCAGAAAUUUGGGUGUGUAUUUGAACUAAAUUUUGAGUUUCAGAAAACUUAUGAAUUUGUUGGUAUUAAAUUUCAGUUACAACUGUUAAGAGAUUUUUAUCAGACAAAAUCUUGUGAUUUUUGUACUUUUAUUGGAUAUUUGCAUUGUUGAUUACUGUAGUUUUUGUGAAAAGACUUGACAAAUUGGCUAUUAUAGGUACUCUUAUCAGUCUCUUGCAGAGUAACUAGAAUCAUUUAUUCAUAUCCAUCAAGAAUUCCCACAUCUCCAUUUCAAACUGAAUUGCUGUAACUUGGUCCCCUGUUAAAGCUAGAAAAGUCUCAUGAGCAAAACUAUUUGGUCAGGCAUUUAUUACUGUUUACUAGGUUGAAUAUAGUCAGCACAGUAACUAUAAUCCCCAUUAUCUUGUCAGAUAUAGAGCUAUAUGUGUAAGAUAUUCUGUGGCCUAAUCUUUACCAACGCAAUGUUUCAAUUGUACUAUUGCCUCAUCUGAAGCAGCUAGAAGUAAAUGCAUACUUGAAAAGCAACUAAAAGCUUUAAUUUUUUGAAGGUAUAUAAUCCUAUUGAUCAUGCAGUAAAUAAAUUUUGUUUUUCAAAAUAACUUACUGUUGUAGUUGUUAUAGGAAAUGGUGCUUUGAGAUAUACAGUACAGGUUGACAAAUCCUUGGGGCCAGAGGCAUUUCGGAAUUUUUCGGUUUUCA
Molecule: messenger RNA, 3233 nt
Organism: Homarus americanus (American lobster)
Lineage: Eukaryota; Metazoa; Arthropoda; Malacostraca; Decapoda; Nephropidae
Product: rac GTPase-activating protein 1-like
Exons: 14
Coding region: 269-2134 (621 amino acids)
Biological process (GO): signal transduction
Source: RefSeq, a predicted model, not a curated record